GGCCUACGGGAGCCAUUUCCGCAUGCGGUACUCCCGCCCUCCCCGGUCUCGGCCGUUCUCCAGGGCGUCUGUAAACACCCCAGAGACUGUCAUGGAGAGGGAGGCGGCGGCGGCGGCGGCGCAGGGAGGCGUUUUGGGCCACUUCCAGGGCCCGCGCUGCCAUUCCUGAACCGGUCCCCGGACCCCGUGACUGUGGCAUCAGAAAGCGAAUUGUUAGGCAAGAAGAGGCGCAGUCAAAACCCUAUCCCCUUCUUCCCGGGGCGGGGGCCGGGGCGGGGGCCGGGCCGGCCUGUCUGCCGAGAUGGAUGACAGUAAGGUGGGUGGAGGCAAAGUAAAGAAGCCUGGAAAACGUGGCCGGAAGCCAGCCAAAAUUGACUUGAAAGCAAAACUUGAGAGGAGCCGGCAAAGUGCAAGAGAAUGCCGAGCCAGAAAAAAGCUGAGAUAUCAGUAUUUGGAAGAGUUGGUAUCCAGUCGGGAAAGAGCCAUAUGUGCCCUGAGAGAGGAACUGGAAAUGUACAAGCAGUGGUGCAUGGCAAUGGACCAAGGAAAAAUCCCUUCUGAAAUUAAGGCCCUCCUUACUGGAGAAGAGCAGAACAAAUCUCAGCAGAACUCAACCAGGCACGGCAAGCCCGGGAAGCCAGAUGCUAACAGCAACUCCUGGUGAAGAUCAUAUAGAAUGAUGGAACAGUGACUGAAGCCAAUAUUCUAAUUUCCAUGGAGGACGAAUAGGCACUCUUAUGCUUGGCACAAUGUACCACCUACUUCAGUUUCUACCAAAAUGAGUGAUUAUAGGUCACAAAAGAUCUUGCUUUAACUUUCAGCACUUAGAAACUUUACAUUCUGUAUUACUAUCCAUGACAUAUAACAUGUGGUGAGGCUUGAAAACACAGUAGUAGAGGAAAAUGGGUAAAGAUUGUAUUUUUGCACCUUAAUUCCACAUCACUUUAUUGGUUAAUUUAUAUUCUUAACAUGUAAUUCCUAUAAUUGUAUGUGUAUAUAUGUUUAGGUGUCUCCUUACAUGUUUUUGAUUGCCCUACAAAAAGAAACCAAAUAGGCUGAUUACUGAUUGUAAAUUCUCAGCCUUUAUGGACCUAAUAUUAUUUCUUUGUACUUACUUGAGUAAUGUUUAUUUUCUGCAUGAACCAUGAUUUCUCCUGUGAGCCAUUCCAGCAUAAGCUGUGAAUCUGUAUUAACAAAUAUGUACAUUUCUAUUUUUAUAGUCCAUAGUGAAAUGCCUGUUUUAAAUAAUGUACAUGUUACCAAAAUUCAUCAAGAAAACCCUCAAGACAGCCUCUGCUUAAAACUUUUGUUGCUGUCUUAUUAUUAAACUAUAUUUAUAAAGUUUGCUAGGGCCAAAUCCAUACAUGGAGAAUAAUUCGUCACAUUUUGUUUUUAAGCAAGAAGUUACCUUUCAGGCAUUUCGACAGCAUACAUAACAUUGACAGCCUAGAAUAUGUGAGUACGUACAUGUGUUUCUAUUGUAUAUUUAUAGAUGUUUGUGGGGAGGACAGGAGUGAAUGUUCACAUGCAUUGUCUUGUGUAUUCUACUACAUUGGAGAACUUUUCUGAAGAAAAUAGGAUGAAACUAGCUGCUGAGAUUGAGUUUCUGCUUUGAGAUCUAGAGCAAAACAAGAGGCAAAGCAAUGGGCGAGUCUAGUGGCUUUAGCCAUUAGCUGAAUACUUGAUGUCUUCCCUGACUCGGGUUUCCUUAUGAAUGUGUCCCCAGCCUGAAAGAAGCACACUGUGGCUGAGCAUCUGGUUCAGCCCAUGGCUCUCUGUGGAGCUCAGCACUGGCGCUGGAGUUGUACUCGCACUGCAGCCAGUAGGCUUCAGGGAGGUGCAGAAGGGCAAAGUUCUUUGCAGUUCUCAUCGCAGUGGCAUUUGCUGUCUACCUGACCACCAAGCAGACUGGUUGAGGAACGAAGCUCAUCAUAUGAUACACACACAGAGAUAGAAUGAGGAAUAUUUUUAAUUCCCCAGUGAGACACUUUAUCACCUUCUCUUCCCUUUCCCAUAGUUAAAGCAGGAGUUGUGUUCCCUGUUGCUGCUAAAUUAUCAUUGUUCUUCAGUCUAGUGCAGCAAAUAUUUGGCUUCCAAACAAGGUGUGUAUUGUCGUAACCCAGCAGUGUAAGAGGAGAUACUGCAGUACAGCUUGUCUAUGAGGUGGAACACUAGACGGACCACAUAGUUUAAGACCAGAAGGGACUUUUCCCCCUUCUCUCAGGCCAUGCCUUUGAAUUAGGUGCCUCCUGUAGCCUGAGUUCUGAAGACCUCUUGUACUUCGGUUGCAAACUCAUCUUCAGGCUGGUUGAGUGUGACUACUGAUAUGCCACUAGCCCACCUUGUUGAAUUUCUCUGAGUUUUGGAAGAUUGGAAGUUUAAGGGUAUUUAAUUAAUGUCUUCUUAGGACCAUAAUGUAGGUAAAGGACUGUUGCUAUUCAGGCAUUCAGAAUUUAAAUGUUUUAAAUGUAGCUGUCCAGAUUGUAAUUGGGCAUGUUUUUGCCCCCUAGUCUACUCAAUUGUGUAAUUUUAUUUUACAAAACCACCCAAGACUGACUUUUGCUUUGAUCCAGUACCUUUUGAGUUCCCCAGAAGUGUUCUUUUCAAAGCAAACAUUCCAAAAUGCAUGUGGCUCUUCAAUGGAAUGUCUCCAUUGUGCUUGAAGGAUGUCUUCUCUGGUUAUAAUUCUAAAUUACAGGUCGUUCGAGCUUCUUCCCCUCGCCCCUAGUAUCCUUACAAGGGCAGUGACUUUGUCCUCUGGUAGAGGAUGUGUAAUUUUGGGUGAAAAUAAGUUACAAUUUAUUUGAGUUUACUCCUGAACCUGUCUGGUAUUUUGGAGUAGAUCAGACCAAGAGAAUGUUUGCUGGUCUUUAUAAGGAAUGUUUUGAUUGCUUUGAAUACUGUACUGACUGAACGCUUUGGCCACUCUGAGGCGUGUUAGUAUCACUAAGACGACUGGCGCUUCCUUCCCCACCCAGUGAAGACACAGCACACUGCAGUCCCUUGCUUACCUGUGAUGAUAGCAAGGCUGAGAGAGGAUGGGGUGGUGAGGGAACUUGGGCUCUCAGGAGAAGGAGCUGCCCUCUGAGUCAUGUUUUCUUCUCCUUUUUUUCCCCAAAGAAAGAAAGGUAAAGGGGAAAAAUAUGUUUGUGUAUUCAGAUCAUAUUCUGUUACUGUUUUAGCAUCCACUUCUCAUGUUUUAGAGAAACUGAAUGUAAUAAAUCUUACCAGGUCAAAUUUUAGGAUAUAGUUGGAAGUUCUUAAAUUGUUUUCUAUUUUAUCUAAAAUCUUUCUGCUGUGUCUAAAUCAGAACUAUCUUACUGCAGCAAAUUCAUAUCACUUUUGCCAGCUGACAGGACUUAGCACCAUCAUUUAGCAUUUUAUUUUAACAUCACUUAAUUAUGAUAAAUCUGAUUUGGUUAAUUACAAAAAGUACAGGUUUAAACUGGAUUUAUCUUUAGUAAAAGACAAAACUUAAAAAAUGUAAAUGCUGUAUUUCACAAGAAAUCAGUUGCAUAUUAUUAUAUAUUUGCUUUUUUAAAGGAGGAUUAUUAAACCACAUGGUAUUUGGGGGCAUUGAAAGAAUUUUUCUUUCUCUGAAGAGCAUUGUACAAUUAUAUUUUU
Molecule: messenger RNA, 3624 nt
Organism: Fukomys damarensis (Damara mole-rat)
Lineage: Eukaryota; Metazoa; Chordata; Mammalia; Rodentia; Bathyergidae
Gene: Crebl2
Product: cAMP responsive element binding protein like 2
Exons: 4
Coding region: 302-664 (120 amino acids)
Biological process (GO): regulation of DNA-templated transcription
Cellular component (GO): nucleus
Molecular function (GO): DNA-binding transcription factor activity
Source: RefSeq, a predicted model, not a curated record